UUCUUGUUUAACUUCUUAAUGGAAGCUAACUUUAUGGUUUCUGUUCCAUUGAUGUUGCUAAAUAUUAUUACUCCUUUUGUUUUACUUUCUCUCCAUGCUAAAGCUGAAAGUUCCACCUAUAUAGUCCACAUGGACAAAUCCCUCAUGCCUCAAGUCUUCACAACCCAUCAAAAUUGGUAUGAAUCAACUCUUCAAUCCACAAAUUCAGAAGUUGACCAAUCAAAAAAAUUAUUGUACACUUACAAUCAUGCCAUGCAUGGAUUCAGUGCAGUGCUAUCAUCAAAUGACUUAAACACCCUUAAAAAAUCUCAUGGUUUUGUCUCAGCAUACCCUGACCGAACAGCCACAAUAGACACAACACAUACCUUUGAGUUUCUUUCAUUAGACCCUUCAAAAGGGUUAUGGAAUGCAUCAAAUUUAGGUGAAGGUGUUAUUGUUGGUGUUAUUGACACAGGUGUUUGGCCUGAAAGUGAAAGCUUUAAAGACAUUGGAAUGACAAAAAACAUCCCAACAAAAUGGAAAGGAACAUGUGAAACAGGACAAGACUUCAACACUUCAAUGUGUAACUUGAAAUUAAUUGGAGCUAGAUAUUUCAACAAAGGUGUAAUUGCUUCAAAAAAACCAAAUGUGAAAAUCAGCAUGAAUUCAGCUAGAGACACACAAGGACAUGGUAGUCACACAUCAUCAACUGUUGCUGGAAACUAUGUUAAAGAUGCAUCUUUUUUUGGUUAUGCAAAAGGUGUUGCAAGAGGGAUUGCACCAAGAGCUAGAAUUUCAAUGUAUAAAGUUCUUUGGGAUGAGGGUCGUCAAGCUUCUGAUGUUCUUGCAGGAAUGGACCAAGCUAUUGAUGAUGGCGUUGAUGUUAUUUCAAUCUCCUUGGGAUUUGAUAGUGUUCCACUUUAUGAGGAUCCAGUUGCAAUAGCUUCUUUUGCAGCUAUGGAAAAGGGUGUUGUUGUUUCAUCUUCUGCUGGAAAUGAAGGUCCAAAACUUGGUACUUUGCACAAUGGAAUCCCUUGGCUUUUAACUGUUGCAGCAGGUACAAUUGACCGUACUUUUGGUAGUUUGGUACUUGGAAAUGGCGAAAUUAUUGUUGGUUGGACUUUGUUUCCUGCUACUAAUGCUAUAGUUCAAAAUCUUCAACUUGUUUACAACAAAACUCUAUCACCAUGCAACUCAUUUAAUCUUUUAAGCGAAGCUGCAACACGAGGGAUCAUUAUAUGUGAUUCAUUAGAAUCAGUCUCAGUUAUUCACCAAAUCAAUGUUGUUACUUCCGCAAGUGUUGUUGGCGCUGUGUUUAUCUCAGAAGAUCCAAUACUUAUUGAAACUGGAAGAGUUUUCUCACCAAGUAUUGUAAUUAGUCCAAAACACAAAAAAUCACUUAUCCACUACAUAAAAAGUGUUGAAUUUCCAAUUGCUAGCAUCAAUUUUCAACAAACAUUUGUUGGAAUCAAACCAGCACCUUCGGCUGCAUAUUACACUUCAAGAGGUCCUUCCAAAAGUUAUCCAAAAAUCUUAAAGCCUGAUGUAAUGGCACCAGGCUCUAAUGUUCUAGCGGCUUAUGUUCCAACUCUAUCGUCAGCUAGAAUUGGAACAAACAUUUAUUUAUCAAAUGGUUACAAUAUUUUAUCAGGAACAUCAAUGUCAUGUCCACACGCGUCAGGUGUUGCCGCUUUGUUGAAAGCGGCACAUCCUGAAUGGAGUGCAGCUGCUAUAAGAUCAGCAAUAAUUACCACUGCUAAUCCAAAUGAUAAUACAAAUAAUCCAAUUAUGGAUAAUGGUAAUUUAUCACAAUUUGCUUCACCACUUGCUAUGGGAGCUGGUGAGAUUGAUCCUAAUAAAGCAUUGGAUCCUGGUUUCAUAUAUGAUGCUACACCACAAGAUUAUGUUAAUCUCCUUUGUGAUUUUGGUUAUACACAUAAACAAAUCUUGACUAUUACUAGAUCAAAGGUUUAUAAUUGUGAUAACCCUUCAUCUGAUCUUAAUUAUCCUUCUUUUAUUGUUUUGUAUGGUAACAAAAAAAGAACAAUGGUGCAAAAGUUUUUGAGGAGUGUGACUAAUGUUGGAGAUGGUGCUGCUAGUUAUAAAGUCAAGGUGACAAAACCAAAAGGGUGUGUUGUUACUGUGUUACCUGAGAAAUUAACAUUUAAUUAUAAGAAUGAGAAGUUGAGUUAUACUGUUGAAAUAAAGUAUAAACGGAAUAAGAAGGAAUUAAAUGUGUCAUUUGGGGACAUUGUUUGGAUUGAAGAGGGUGGUGCACGUACUGUUAGGAGUCCUAUUGUUGUGGCAUCAAAUGAUAUUGUUUGACUGUUGAAGUUUGAGGUUUCUUCUUUUCACCAUCACUAUUCACUUGUUCCCCUUCUUUUUAGACUGAAAAAAUAACUAUUAUCUCCCUCCCUUAAUAAUUGAUUUACUUUCAAAGAAAAAUUGUCAUAAAAUAAUUGACAAU
Messenger RNA from Cicer arietinum (chickpea), 2446 nucleotides. Its product is annotated as subtilisin-like protease SBT3. NCBI's taxonomy places the organism in Eukaryota, Viridiplantae, Streptophyta, Magnoliopsida, Fabales, Fabaceae. Gene Ontology annotation, biological process: proteolysis. The record is from RefSeq and is a predicted model, not a curated record. Gene Ontology annotation, molecular function: serine-type endopeptidase activity.